ACUCUCUUUCUUGUCACAAAUUAUAAAUUCUGUCCCCCUUUUCUCUUGUGUCCAAUAAUUCAAUCACCUUCAUUUAGACUUUGUUCAUUUUUCUCUCCGAGUAAAAUUAACUUCAUCAUAUUACAAUAUGGCAGUUUCUUCAGGUCCUGUUUUCAGAAUUAACCAGCCUACUUCACUAUAUUUGACAACUCCAAGAUUUCACAAUUUGUCAAGGAAAAAGUUUCUAGUUAAAGCUUCUGUGAAUGGAUCAGAAGAACAUAAUGGAAAGAUAGUAAGAAAGAAAGAAAAAGAUAGUUGGCAGAUUGAUUUUUCAGGAGAAAAGCCACCUACACCAGUUUUGGAUACAAUCAAUUAUCCAAUGCAUAUGAAGAAUCUAUCCAAAUUGGAUCUUGAACAAUUAGCUGCAGAAGUAAGAGCAGAGAUUGUGUAUUCAGUGGCAAAGACAGGAGGCCAUUUGAGUUCAAGUUUAGGUGUUGUGGAUUUAACUGUGGCUUUGCACCAUGUUUUUGACACUCCAGAUGAUAAAAUUAUCUGGGAUGUUGGUCAUCAGGCAUAUGCACAUAAAAUCUUAACAGGAAGAAGGUCUAAAAUGCAUACAAUUAGAAAGACUUCAGGGCUAGCACCAUUUCCUAAAAGGGAUGAAAGUGUUUAUGAUGCUUUUGGUGCAGGGCAUAGUUCAACAAGUAUCUCUGCUGGUCUAGGCAUGGCAGUUGCGCGAGAUCUUUUAGGCAAAAACAACCAUGUUAUUUCUGUAAUUGGAGAUGGAGCAAUGACCGCAGGACAAGCAUAUGAGGCCAUGAAUAAUGCAGGAUUUCUCGACGCGAAUCUUAUUGUCAUAUUAAAUGAUAAUGAACAAGUUUCUUUACCAACUGCAACUUUAGAUGGCCCUGCAACUCCAGUUGGAGCACUCAGUAGUGCCUUAAGCAAACUCCAAGCUAGUACUAAGUUUAGACAACUUCGCGAAGCUGCCAAGAGUAUAACAAAGCAAAUUGGACCACAAGCACAUGAAGUUGCAGCUAAAGUUGAUGAAUAUGCAAGGGGAAUGAUUAGUGCUUCUGGUUCAACUCUUUUUGAGGAGUUAGGCUUAUAUUAUAUUGGUCCAGUAGAUGGACACGAUAUUGAAGAUUUGAUUACUAUUUUAAAGAAGGUAAAAUCAAUGCCAGCAGCAGGACCAGUUCUAAUUCACAUUGUAACAGAAAAAGGAAAAGGCUAUCCUCCUGCUGAAGCAGCAGCUGAUAAAAUGCAUGGGGUGGCACAGUUUGAUCCGAAAACAGGAAAGCAAUUUAAGGCUAAAUCGCCUACGCUUUCAUAUACUCAAUACUUUGCUGAAUCCCUUAUUAAAGAAGCUGAAGUUGAUAAUAAGAUUGUAGCUAUACAUGCUGCAAUGGGUGGUGGAACUGGCCUCAAUUAUUUCCAGAAACGAUUCCCAGAACGUUGUUUUGAUGUCGGCAUUGCUGAACAACAUGCAGUUACCUUUGCAGCUGGUUUAGCUACAGAAGGCCUAAAACCGUUCUGUGCCAUUUACUCCUCGUUCUUACAACGAGGCUAUGACCAGGUGGUGCACGACGUGGAUCUUCAGAAAUUACCUGUCCGGUUUGCAAUGGACCGAGCUGGUUUAGUUGGUGCAGAUGGUCCAACACAUUGUGGAGCAUUUGACGUUGCAUACAUGGCAUGUUUACCUAAUAUGGUAGUCAUGGCUCCAUCAGAUGAAGCAGAGCUAAUGCAUAUGGUUGCAACAGCAGCAGCUAUUGAUGAUAGGCCUAGUUGUUUCAGAUUUCCUAGAGGAAAUGGAGUUGGUGCACUUCUUCCUCCAAACAAUAAAGGAAUACCAAUUGAGGUUGGUAAGGGAAGAAUAGUGAGAGAAGGUGAAAGGGUUGCCAUUCUAGGAUAUGGUUCCAUAGUACAACAAUGUUUGGGAGCUGCAGACAUCCUAAAUUCGUAUAAUGUAAGAGUAACAGUAGCCGAUGCUCGGUUCUGCAAACCAUUGGAUGCUAAUCUUAUUAAGAGAUUAGCCAAAGAACAUGAAAUCUUGAUCACUGUUGAAGAAGGAUCAAUUGGAGGAUUUGGCUCACAUGUUUCUCAUUUCCUAAGCCUAAACAGCAUUUUGGAUGGACCCCUUAAGUUGAGGUCAAUGGUACUUCCAGAUAGAUACGUAGAUCAUGGAUCACCACUUGAUCAGAUUGAAGCAGCUGGUUUGUCAUCUAGGCAUAUAUCUGCUACAGUAUUAAAACUAUUGGGAAGACCAAAGGAAGCUCUUGUAGUAAAUUAGAUUUGCUAAGUGAAAUUCUAUAGUUUAAGGGAAGGAUUAAGAUUAUA
This is a messenger RNA of Nicotiana attenuata, 2316 nucleotides long. Its product is annotated as probable 1-deoxy-D-xylulose-5-phosphate synthase 2, chloroplastic. NCBI's taxonomy places the organism in Eukaryota, Viridiplantae, Streptophyta, Magnoliopsida, Solanales, Solanaceae. The record is from RefSeq and is a predicted model, not a curated record. The transcript is spliced from 10 exons. Bases 128 to 2269 code for a protein of 713 amino acids. Gene Ontology annotation, molecular function: 1-deoxy-D-xylulose-5-phosphate synthase activity. Gene Ontology annotation, biological process: terpenoid biosynthetic process.